This is a messenger RNA of Westerdykella ornata, 210 nucleotides long. RefSeq lists its product as uncharacterized. Lineage: Eukaryota; Fungi; Ascomycota; Dothideomycetes; Pleosporales; Sporormiaceae. The annotation marks the transcript as partial. The transcript has a single exon. The record is from RefSeq and is a predicted model, not a curated record. Gene Ontology annotation, molecular function: chitin binding.
CUCAUCUACGCUCUGGCGGCUCUUCCAGCCAUCGACGCAUUCAAAACGCUGGGAAUCAGCAGAAACGGCCGCUGCGGUGCCGACUUUGGUCUCACCUGCAAGGGUAGCCAGUACGGCAAUUGCUGCUCCCAGUAUAACUAUUGUGGACGUUCUUCCGACUACUGCAGCCCCAACAAGGGCUGCCAGCCUGGUUUCGGCGAUUGCAGCGGC